This is a messenger RNA of Neolamprologus brichardi, 438 nucleotides long. The record is from RefSeq and is a predicted model, not a curated record. Lineage: Eukaryota; Metazoa; Chordata; Actinopteri; Cichliformes; Cichlidae.
AUGCAGCUUUAUGCAGCUCUGAUCCUGAGUGUGACUCUGUCUGCAGUAUGUGGAUUAAGAUGCUACACAUGCACAGCUGCCGAUCCUAAAUCCUGCACAGACACCAAAGCUUGUGCUUUGCCCUUCGACCGUUGUUACUCUGUCAAAGUAGCAGCUCUUACUGUAGUUACAAAGGGCUGCCAAACCAGUGGAUUAUGUGUUAAGCCUAUGUCUUGCUGUGAAGGGGACCUGUGUAACAGCGCUAUUCCAACUGGUCCCAGUGCCAUCGUUUUGCUGGUAUCUUCAGCCAUCCUCAAAUUUCUUAACUGCCAAAACAGUGCAACAUGUGUUGGCUCUAUAUCUUGCAGUGAAGGGGACCUGUGUAACAGCACUAUUUCAACUGGUCCCAGUGCCAUCCUGGGGCUGGUAUCUUCAGCCAUCCUCAAAUUUCUUUUCUGA